CCCGACGGCGGCGGAGGCUCUGGCCUGCGAGCUAGUCCGGGGCCCGGCGAGCUGGGCAAGGUCAAGAAGGAGCAGCAGGACGGCGAGACGGACGACGACAAGUUCCCGGUGUGCAUCCGCGAGGCCGUCAGCCAGGUGCUCAGCGGCUACGACUGGACGCUGGUGCCCAUGCCCGUGCGCGUCAACGGCGCCAGCAAGAGCAAGCCGCACGUGAAGCGGCCCAUGAACGCCUUCAUGGUGUGGGCGCAGGCGGCGCGCAGGAAGCUGGCGGACCAGUACCCGCACCUGCACAACGCCGAGCUCAGCAAGACGCUGGGCAAGCUCUGGAGGCUGCUGAACGAGAGUGACAAGCGCCCCUUCAUUGAGGAGGCCGAGCGGCUCCGCAUGCAGCACAAGAAGGACCAUCCGGACUACAAGUACCAGCCCCGGCGGCGCAAGAAUGGGAAGGCGGCCCAGGGGGAGGCCGAGUGCCCGGGGGGAGAGGCCGAGCAGGGAGGGGCCGCUGCCAUCCAGGCCCACUACAAGAGCGCCCACCUGGACCACCGGCACGCGGAAGAGGGCUCCCCCAUGUCGGACGGGAACCCCGAGCACCCCUCGGGCCAGAGCCAUGGCCCACCCACCCCUCCAACCACCCCAAAGACAGAGCUGCAGGCGGGCAAGGCAGACUCCAAGCGGGAUGGGCGCUCCCUGGGGGAGGGCGGGAAGCCUCACAUCGACUUCGGCAACAUGGACAUCGGUGAGAUCAGCCACGAGGUCAUGUCCAACAUGGAGACCUUUGAUGUGGCUGAGUUGGACCAAUACCUACCACCCAACGGGCACCCGGGCCACGUAGGGAGCUAUUCGGCAGCCGGCUAUGGGCUGGGCAGCGCCCUGGCCGUGGCCAGUGGACAUUCUGCCUGGAUCUCCAAGCCACCGGGCGUGGCUCUGCCCACAGUCUCGCCACCUGGUGUGGAUGCCAAAGCCCAGGUGAAGACAGAGACCGCAGGCCCUCAGGGGCCCCCACACUACACUGACCAGCCGUCCACCUCGCAGAUCGCCUACACCUCCCUCAGCCUGCCUCACUACGGCUCCGCCUUCCCCUCCAUCUCCCGCCCUCAGUUUGACUACUCUGACCAUCAGCCCUCAGGACCCUAUUACGGCCACUCGGGCCAGGCCUCUGGCCUCUACUCGGCCUUUUCCUACAUGGGGCCCUCUCAGCGGCCCCUCUACACGGCCAUCUCUGACCCCAGCCCCUCAGGGCCCCAAUCCCACAGCCCCACACACUGGGAGCAGCCAGUAUAUACGACGCUGUCCCGGCCCUAAAGAUAGCCCUGCCUCAGCCAGCCCCAACCCCAGCCUGUGUGUCCUUGUCCUCUCCCGUCUCAGCCUGACGGUGGCAGAGGCAGGGGAGGAGGCUGCAGAGGCUGACAGCAGAGGGGCAGCUUCCCGCCAGCUCCCUGCCCUGAUGACCCACUGCCCCAUCCGAGCUCUGGAGCCCCACCCUGGCUGACAGCUGGGUGGAGGAGGAGGAGGGUGAUGGCUUCCCCUAGACUAGAGGGUGAGGGGCUGCCCCUCCCCCAGAGAUGGCCCUCCAUCCCAGAGCCUAGGAAGGACCCACUCACCCCUUGGGGAAGGAGGCAGCAUCUGCGCAUGGGCAGGCAUCGGAGGCCUUGCCAUUCCUGUUGCCCCUCUUUUGGAGAGAGAGGGUCUGGUGGGCUCUGGUGCCUAAGAACUAUGCCACUCAGAGACUUGCAUCAGAGCCUAGAGCUGGCUGUGUGGCUCAGCGGCUGGGGACAGCUCUGAGCAGCCCCGUGGGAGGAGCUCAGGGGAUGUUCUCAGCCCUUUAAGACUCCCCCGCCUCCUGAAUGCAGGAAGAAAUGGGCGCACAGGCCCCCAAGUCCAGUUCUGCACCAGUAACCUCAUCGCCUGUCUAAUCGAGGGGAGCCCCCAGGCAUCCCUGACCCCACCUCCCACCUUAAAUUAAGGCCACCCCAGCUGAGAAGGCAGGGGCUCCAGGAAAGGGUUCCGAGACAGUUUGCAGAGCCCUUCUCCCAGGGCUCCUGGCCAGCGCCCCCUUUCCUCACGCUCCAGGAGACUUGGGGCCCAGCACCCAGGCUGCGGGGAGCAGCUGAAGACACUAAGAUCCCACCGUGUACAUUCUUCCUUGCCUUCCACCCUUUGCCUCCCAGUGGUAUCUGAAUAAAGUAUGUAGCUAUUAUCUGCCCCCACUUUCCUGUUCUCCUGUGGCCCCCACCGUCCACAUGUAACGCAUUACUGUCCCCCCUUAUUUAUCUCAGUAGUCCCCUCGCCCCUCGCCCUCCUAGCUGCUCCAGCCCCUAUUAACUGCAUUAAGCAUUCCAAGUAAUAAAAUUAAAGGUUCCGGUUACCUGUGUGAUGGGCCUGACCUGUCUCUUGGUCUCUUGUCCCUGCCCUGUGCUUCCUCAGGAGGGUUUCUGGAAGUAGCUAGGAAGAGGAUGUGGGGACGAGUGGGAGCUGUCCGUGCGCCGGAACUAAAGCUUCCCUGGCUCUCUUCUUGGGCCACCUGGGCCUCACUGCCCCUCCGUUCACCCAGUAAGGUAGAACCGGCAAAGAACUUGAGGGACAGGUGUUAGAAAGGGGGAGGUGGGGUGACUUCUGUCGGCAGUCAGGCCUGGUCCCUUAAACGUGUGCGAUGAGACUGGGCAUGGUGGCGCACGCCUGCAACCCCAGCACUCAGGAGGCUGAGGUAGGAGGAUCUCUGUGAGUUUGAGGCCAGCCUGGGCUACACAGCAAGAUCCUGUCUCAAAAACCCAAAAAGUAUGUGAUGUGCAAAUGGUUUGUCUGUUGCCACACCCUUCCGCCUGCCUCCUCCCCCAGAGUGCACGACACACGGUAUACACACCAGGGCCGAGCUGAGCUUCCCAGCACAGCCUAUCUGGAUCACAGGCAGGGGUGCCGGAUGUGCAGUGUUACCCGUCAUUGUUCGCUCCCUAAGAGCUUUGUCCUCAGCAGGGGCCAGCACGUAACCCAGGGACAGCAGCCUCCUCACCCCUGCUGUACCGACCGACCGCUGGGAGUUCCCAUGGUAACCAGAAGGGCUACCACGAGCUAUGUGCCACCAGGUCAAGGAGCCCAGUGCUCCGUGUUUUAUGUCGUGCAGGCCUGAGGGGGCACGUCCCAUCCUUAUUUCAAUUUCCUGGCUGAAGCUCCAGGAGGUUGGAUCUCAGAAGCACUGGCCCCAGAGUCUGAAGCCAGCACUGACUCCAAAGCUUACUCUCGAACGACCCUCUUCCCCUCCACCUGCACUGGGCUUGCAGACUUUACUUCCGCUUCCACCUUGGAGCUUUACAUCUCCUGCUAGUCUGAGCUCCUCCCUUCCACUUAUGGUCUCCAGUCCCCCCACCUCCUGUCAGGGCCAGGGAAGGGUAGACACGGGGAGCUAAGUCAGCCCCUGGGAUGGCAGGACACCUCCAUCCGGAAGCUGCGUCGAGCCCCCUGCCCAAAGCUGCUGGCUCCAUAAAGGGUGAUGACUGAGAGGUCCUGCUCUUUCGGUAUCUGCUGCGAAGUCUGACCACCAGAACUGUUAUAAGCUGCUUAUGGUGUUUUCUUUUGUUAUAAAGGCAGGAUUUUAUUCUAAUCACUAACAGAUUGUCUUGCUGGAUGUGAUCCAUCUACCUAUUUUAAUCUUGGAACCUCGUUCUCCAGAAUUUUAUGUAUCUGCAAAUGUGAAUAUGCUCAUUAAGUCA
Molecule: messenger RNA, 3704 nt
Organism: Fukomys damarensis (Damara mole-rat)
Lineage: Eukaryota; Metazoa; Chordata; Mammalia; Rodentia; Bathyergidae
Gene: Sox10
Product: SRY-box transcription factor 10
Exons: 3
Biological process (GO): morphogenesis of an epithelium; peripheral nervous system development; negative regulation of transcription by RNA polymerase II
Cellular component (GO): nucleus
Molecular function (GO): DNA-binding transcription factor activity, RNA polymerase II-specific; RNA polymerase II cis-regulatory region sequence-specific DNA binding
Source: RefSeq, a predicted model, not a curated record